UAUAAUUGUGUCCGAGACAUACUGGUGAUGUAUCUUUCGACGAUGAUAAGCAUAAGUUUCACGAGAAGUAGACGCAAAAUCAGCUUGUCGAAUCUUAUCAACAGUGUCGGCGCCGAAUUAGUCUAGCCCAACCCUCGCAGGGCUUCCAUCGGUUAGGUACCAGAUCUGAAGUCGUUAAGGAUACCUUGAAGACUGCACCGGCCUUAAGCGAAAGUCGUUUGCGAACUUUUGAUUUCUUUAUAGAUAUCAAUAGUUAAUAUAUUAUAUCUUAGGAAAAAGUUAUAACCUAUUAUUUAACUCCUGCUCACCAUGGAGGAUGCUCAAAAUAACGAGCGCCGGAGUGGUUCCCGACAAUUUCACAGAAAGUCCCGUAAUAGCUGUGUGCCUUGUCGGAGGCGUCGCGUUAGAUGCAACCUGCAGCCACCUAUCUGUGCCAAUUGUCAUAGACGUAACGAAUCCUGCUCUUAUACUUCACCAAACGCUUAUGAAUUAGCCCCUAUUCCAUUUUCGAAGGCACAAGCGAAAGCCUCUGCCUGGAAAUCUAAUGUCGGUAAUAACUCUAAGGACUUUACAGGCUUUGGAAGCACGGAAUUUGAUUUGAAUUCCCAGGCCCUCUAUGAUAAUAUGAGCCUAUACAGGACGUGGCAACAAAUUCUAGACCCAUGUGCAACGAGUUCAAUGAUUCAAGUCAUGGAGGAGACGUACCUCCUAUCGUUGCUACCGAAUAUUAAAGGCGGACUUUUUGGUUAUGAAUUCGAUCGCCUAGCAAGCACUUUUGAGUACGUACAUCGAACAUUCACAGCGCUCUACGAGCUUCACCAAUGGUCACAAAAUACAUCGCGCUCAAAUCUAUAUACUUUCGCAUACCAACAUCAUAUCGAAGCAUCAGUCUUGUUCAGGCACUCGCAGCCGGAGGUGAAUGGGACUAAUUGGAUGGCUGUUUUGAUAUUUGGAAUCGGAGUCAUAGUCUUCCAAUUCGCAGCCUUCCUAAAAACACCUGACACGAUAGACAAUUAUCUUGAGCUACUCCAUAUCUUGCGCGGUUCUUUCCAGUUGGCUAUUGAGUUGGCGCCUUUUCUACGAAUGAGCUCACUAAUGCUCCUCACCCAGCCUCGCUUACACUCACCUAAGUUGCAUCUAGAUGAACUCGUACUGAAUAUCUUAGCCUGCCUUGAUUCACUCGGCUACCCUGAGGAUACUACCGGUGAAAUGAAGCGCGCUUGCUUACAGUCGAUCAUAUCCCUAAAAGAAUGGAUCAUUGAGGUCAAUGGGUAUCCUGGAAACUGGCGUCAGUAUAUGGAUUGGCCAGCCGCUGUCCCGGAGGAGUAUCUCUCUGCGAUUUCACAAAGACACCCAACGUCCCUUGUCAUAUUCAUUUAUUGGUGUUCUAUCAUGCAUCGCUGUCCAAAGAGGUGGUAUGCUGGUUGGGCUAGCAGAGCUGCAUCAGUAGCUAUGAGACACCUAGGGGGGGAGUGGAAUCAUGUAUUAGAAGCACCCCGGAAGCUGUUGGCAUUCGAACCUGGGGAUUCCAACCCCUAUACGCGACCUUAAGGAGGAUAGCAGCCAAGGGCGGAAUCUCGGAAAUUAAUCCCGACCCCUAAUCCCCAUUAUUCCCUCAUGAGAUGACAUUCCAACAUGAUUCACUUACUCAAACCUACGUAGCUUGCUGUUAUGGCUACAUACUCUAACUAGAAUAUAAACACAGAUUGUAAGAGGUAUUUGUUAGGUGAUUGGUAUUUGCUGGAAU
Messenger RNA from Daldinia decipiens, 1747 nucleotides. RefSeq lists its product as uncharacterized. Gene Ontology annotation, molecular function: zinc ion binding; DNA-binding transcription activator activity, RNA polymerase II-specific. The record is from RefSeq and is a predicted model, not a curated record. Bases 310 to 1551 code for a protein of 413 amino acids. Gene Ontology annotation, biological process: regulation of transcription by RNA polymerase II. The transcript has 2 exons. NCBI's taxonomy places the organism in Eukaryota, Fungi, Ascomycota, Sordariomycetes, Xylariales, Hypoxylaceae.